AUGCUGUUACGAGAUCUCCAAGAACGCACGACGUUCUAUGACCCUGUUGCAGAGCUUCAGAUGACACAGACGGAUGCAAAGCUGUUCUAUCAGCGGAGCAAGAUUGACCCACGGACUGGGAACUCUCCAUGGCCACAGUCAACUCCUUUCGGAAGCCCUCUCAUGCUCUCAGGCUCACGCCCAGCUACAGAGUGGGGUGGUGAUUCCUUGGUACUAGACAAGCCAGAAGUCGUAGACACUCCUGCCAGGCCGUAUGAAUCGACAAUUCCUCCCAAUGCCUCAUAUCCUCUGAAGCCUAGUCUUAAUACCAGCCACGGCUUUAAUGAGACAAGGGUCGCCAAUGACCCCGCUGCUGGAUUAUCAGGCAAUGGACUCUUUGAUACUGAGCCUCAUAUAACAGCUGAGCUCAGUGCGAUUUCAAAGCAGAUUCAGAGAAUACUUGACAUGAGACGCAAGUACAUUUCUCUUUCUAACCAAGGGCCAAAUGACAACCCCAGAGAUAAUGCAGAUUGGGAAAUCUACCCUCCUCCUCCUGAUCCAGCAUGGAUCCAUAGCCACGGCAACGGCACUGACGAGGCCGGGAAAAAGCCUGGCCACGACAUUGGAGAUGAUUUCUUUUUUGAAGACUUACUUCCCCUGCCUGAAAACGGCGAGAUGAGCUUUGAAAUGGACAGCGAAGGAGUCUAUCAGGUGUUUGACACCCCAAGCAGCAAAACCCCCGCUAUUCGCGUGCCUACGAUUCGAGAAUUCUAUAUUGAUUUGGAAGAACUUCUCACAGUUUCAUCUGACGGUCCAAGUAAAAGCUUUGCUUUUCGUCGACUUCAAUAUCUAGAGGGAAAAUUCAACCUAUAUGUUCUUCUUAAUGAAUACCAGGAGACUGCCGAUAGCAAAAAGGUGCCGCAUCGAGAUUUCUACAAUGUCCGAAAGGUGGAUACGCACGUCCACCACUCUGCAUGCAUGAAUCAGAAACAUCUCUUGCGGUUCAUCAAGAGCAAGAUGAAGAAGUAUCCGAACGAAGUUGUGCUCUUCCGAGAUGGCAAGCAUCUCACCUUGGCGGAGGUCUUUGCCAGUAUCAAUCUGACGGCGUAUGAUUUGAGCAUAGAUACACUUGAUAUGCAUGCACACACUGAUUCCUUUCACCGUUUCGAUAAAUUCAACCUCAAGUACAACCCCAUUGGCGAGUCGCGCCUGAGGACCAUCUUUCUCAAAACCGAUAAUUUCAUCCACGGGCGCUACCUGGCGGAGAUUACCAAGGAGGUGAUAGCUGACUUGGAAUCCAGCAAGUACCAGAUGGUCGAAUGGCGCAUAUCCAUCUAUGGCAAGUCCAUAGAUGAGUGGGAUAGGCUUGCAGCCUGGGUUGUGGACAAUAAGCUCUUUUCCCACAACGUCCGCUGGCUCGUCCAAAUCCCUCGUCUCUACGACAUCUACAAAGCUAGCGGCUUGAUGGAUACAUUUGAGCAGGUUAUAAAGAAUGUAUUCCAGCCCCUAUUCGAAGUCACAAAGGAUCCGUCAAGCCAUCCAAAGCUACAUGUGUUUUUAGAACGCGUUAUUGGCUUUGACAGCGUCGAUGACGAAAGCAAAAUUGAACGACGUCUGUUUAAGAAGUUCCCUGUGCCCCGAGCCUGGGAUACGAAGCAGAAUCCUCCAUACAGCUACUGGAUCUAUUACUUGUAUGCCAACAUGACCUCGUUGAACCACUUCCGACGGAGUCGCGGCUUCAAUACAUUCGUUCUACGACCUCAUUGCGGAGAGGCGGGCGAUAGCGAACACUUAGCUGUGGCGGCACUGUGCUGUCAUAGUAUCAGCCAUGGAUUGCUUCUUCGCAAAGUUCCUCUGCUCCAGUAUAUCUUUUAUUUGGAGCAAAUCGGAAUCGCCAUGUCGCCUCUAAGUAACAACGCCUUGUUCCUUGCUUAUGAACGAAACCCAUUCCAUCAGUAUUUCAGACGCGGCUUAAACGUCUCUCUAUCCACAGACGACCCGUUGCAAUUUGCUUUUACCAAGGAACCCUUGAUCGAAGAGUAUGCUGUGGCUGCACAGAUAUAUAAGCUGAGUCCAGUGGACAUGUGCGAGCUAGCAAAGAAUUCGGUAAAGCAGAGUGGCUAUGAGAAAGCCAUCAAGAAACAGUGGCUGGGCCAAGAUUUUGAGAAACCCGGGAAGGAUGGGAACAAGAUGGUGAAGACAAAUGUGCCGGAUCGCAGAGAAGAAUUCCGGUACCAUACGCUCCUCCAGGAAAGAGACAUUUUGAGAAAGUAUCUUGAUUACGGCUCUGGCGAUGACCUCUUGGCAAACGGGGUGUUAGCAAGCGCCCAAGCAGCAGAACCACUUGAGAGCAAGACUCAACCUUUCCCGGCUGCUACGGCGGCCGAGCCCAAGGAUGGAGAGUCCGAGGGACAUGUGUCAUUUGUCGACGCUCACACAGGAGAGCCUCUUAAGACGGAUAAUCACUUGUCUGGAAGCGACCCGAUGAUGUUUCCAGGAAUCCUCGCCCGAGAGCAUCGAAACAAUAGUUCGAGAAACUUGGCCCAGAGUGAUGACAGAGCAAAGUAG
Molecule: messenger RNA, 2547 nt
Organism: Trichoderma breve
Lineage: Eukaryota; Fungi; Ascomycota; Sordariomycetes; Hypocreales; Hypocreaceae
Product: adenosine/AMP deaminase domain-containing protein
Exons: 5
Coding region: 1-2547 (848 amino acids)
Biological process (GO): IMP salvage; AMP metabolic process
Cellular component (GO): cytosol
Molecular function (GO): AMP deaminase activity
Source: RefSeq, a predicted model, not a curated record